GGGUUUUAAAUUUUGGAUCUGCAGAAUAUGGCGUCCUUCCUUAUAAGACAGGCUGCCAUUUUUGUUUUUCUUUUGUCUGAUUUUUUGAUAAAAACUGACGAGAACGUGUAAGGCACAAAAUAUAACACGAUUAUUGUGAUGGCACCCAAUCUGUUUUCAUUAAAUAGAGGAAAAGUAGAUGUGAAGCCCGACUAUUCUGUUGAGUGUAAGAAGUUCAGUUUUAACUGAGGGAAUGAGGUCCGGUUUUAAAGGGGAAAAUACUCAUUUUUGGGUUUGGUAUAGUCACGGUAGCUACGCACCAACGAAGAAGCUUUAUCGGCAUGUCUUAAAAGCAUAUAGCCGUUUAUCGUCCUUGGUUAGGCUUAAAGUUUCAACGCUCGUCUUUAGUAUUCUACGUGUACAUCGUUACAACAUACGUGUGUGACGUGAUGUACGUCAAAAUGUAUGCAGUUUAAACAAUGUUACUCGUUAGGUGACAGGCCAACAAUGUUCAGCCCAGCUGUGUAGCCUAUUGCAAGUUAUCACACUGACUACCCAGGUCUGAUUGUUGCAAAUGUUUGAGUUAGAGGCCUUGUGGUGGGUAGUGUAGAUGGACACCUCUCUGUUCACGAUAAGUUGACAAAUAAAAAGAAAAUUCGAUUAUCGUGAUCGCACAUGUUUGUACAUAGGCUACACAGAACACCAUGUCAUGUUCUAAUUGUUUCCAUUAUCCAAAGGAGUUUUCCCUGGCAGGGGCCAGCAAAAAAUGUCUGAACACAACCAACCCCCCUUUUGGAUGGCAGAGCCUCGAUUUAAUAACCCUUAUUUCUGGCCGCCACCGCCUUCGAUGCCUGGUCAGCUGGAUAACCUGGUUCUAAUCAACAAGAUCAAAGAGCAGCUGAUGGCAGAAAAGAUCAGGCCCCCGCAUUUGCCACCCACCACUGUUCCCUCUCAGCAGACCCUGCUGGUAGCCUCUCAGCCCUCUGAAGCCGGCCAACAUGUGAUGUCUAUCCCCAAGCUGCAGCAGGUGCCCGGCCUGCAGGUUCACAACUCCACGUCGCAGCCUGACAUUGCGCUACAUGCCCGGCCAGCCUCCAGCACUGUGUCAGACUUGAAUAUGGAUGAUAAAGCGGCAGUGAAAGCAAAAGGAUUAUGGGAAGAUUGGCAUAUGCGCACAUCUAUCGAGCAGGCCAAUAGAAUUAACCAGCGUUCAGACACACCCCACAACACCUCAGAAGCCAUCACCCCAACAACGCCGACCUCCAGCAGUCAGCACAGACUGGGUGGAGCCCCUAACCUCAACGUCAUUUCUGGCUUGGCCAGCGGGCCUGGCAUGGACCUGGUCAAGGGUGGAACCCUGGCAGGCAUGCUGGGGCCGCCACCCAAGACGCCACGUGGGCGCAAGAAGAUCAAAGCGGAGAACCCCUCAGGCCCUCUUCUUGUGGUGCCUUACCCAAUCCUGGCGUCCGGCACAGACCAGUCCUGUGUCACAAUUACUGCCAAAGAGGGAAAAACGUACAGGUGUAAAGUGUGCCCCCUGCAGUUCUUUACCAAGUCAGAGAUGCAGAUGCACUCCAAGUCCCACACAGAGGCCAAACCACAUAAGUGUCCUCACUGUUCCAAAUCGUUCGCCAACGCCUCCUACCUGGCCCAGCAUCUACGCAUUCAUUUAGGGAUUAAGCCUUAUCACUGUUCCUAUUGUGAAAACUCUUUCCGCCAGCUAUCUCACCUUCAGCAACACACCAGAAUUCAUACUGGUGACAGACCCUACAAGUGUGCGCACCCCGGGUGUGAAAAAGCCUUUACACAGCUGUCUAACCUCCAGUCACACCAGAGGCAACACAAUAAAGACAAGCCGUAUAAAUGCCCAAACUGCUACCGUGCAUAUUCAGACUCAGCCUCAUUACAGAUACACCUCUCCGCUCACGCUAUCAAAAACGCUAAAGCCUACUGCUGCAGUAUGUGUGGCCGGGCUUACACCUCAGAGACCUACCUAAUGAAGCACAUGUCCAAACACACAGUUGUGGAACACCUCGUGAGCCACCACUCUCCCCAGAGAAAUGACUCUCCUAACAUUCCUAUACGCAUCUCUCUCAUCUGAGUCCACACUUCACCACCCCCCCUCCCCCCUUCUCUGUCAUUCCUCUUUUUCACUUUACUUCUUCUUUUUUGUCUUUUUUUUAUUGCAAAGCAGUUUCAGAAUGUGCCAGAUGAUAUUCCUGCUCUCUUUAGAAUAGAGCAGAGAGUGCAGCACUUCAGUCCUCAAAGGGCCUAGUGGCUGCUGCUGGGUGUGUUUUUUUUGUUUCUUUGUUUGUUUGUUGGUGUGUUUGUAGUCCUUAACCAAUUAAUAACAAUCCUGUAUUGCUUCUAGAGAGUAGACGGACUUGCUGAUAGAGUUUCUCUAAUGAUCUACAGCUCUUGUGACUCUCUUGGAGGUGAGCUGCAUCCCUAGAGCAGACAGCCGGAUACCAUUUUGUUGCUGUCACUUAUGUUUGUUACCAAGGAUGUAUUAGGGAGACGCCCAAAGAUAAUCUUUUAAAAAGCACUUUCAGGCCUUGUGGUUUCGGUUCAAAAUGAUGUAGAGAUCUCUCUCUCUUUUUUUAUUCAAGAAUAAGGCAUUGCUUUAGGCAGCUAAAGGUUCUAAGACUAUCAUGUUAUUUAGGUGUCGUUGGUUCACUCUUCAUCUCCUUCUUUUCUUACCGACUCAAGCGUUCUCCUCAGUUUUUCCAUAUUUCCUGUUUGUACAAGAGAAAUAUUUGUUGGUCUCACAAAUGUCUCACUUAGACAUUCUUCCGCUUCAUCUGGUCUGGAAUCACACUUAGGAUGACAUUUUUAAAGGUGCAAAAGGAAAGCAGAUAGAAAACAGGCUAUACAUCGUAAAUUGACCAAAAAUAUGUAUUCAAUAGUCUGUCAAUCCUAUAUAUGAGUGAAUGAUACCAAUUUUAUGAAAUACUAAUACGGAAUUCAUUGAGCAAACUGAAUUGAUGCCAUUUUUGUAUACUUUUUGAGGUAUUGCAAGUAGAUUAGUCAUGCUGCGUUUGCACUUGUAAAAAUGACCUUUAGUGUAAGAAUGAAUGAGUCAUUUGUUGUUUUACGUAUGCUGUUCAGUUUGGGAACAUUGUUGUUUUUUUAAUGUUCUGAAUUCUUUGAAUCAAUAGCCAUUUUCCAAGAAUUUCUCAUUUCACUAUUUUUGCUGCCAAGUACCAUUUUCUCCAUACUAAAAUGUAAUUGUACUGUUACUGGUUAAAUUGCAGGAACAUUCUAAUUUGUAGAGAGAAACAGUCCUCCAGGCAUGAUCUUAUCUUCUUUUGCCCUGAAAAAUGUCAUGGUACCCAAUGUUUCCCGGCUGAAAUUGUUAUUGUAACAGGAAUCUUUACAAAAAAGAUUUAAAUUAAAUUAUAUAGUCUGUUGUCAUCCCAUGCUGUGCUCAUUCUAAUCUUAAUGCCAUAUGGCAGAUUAUUUUUCUGCCGACUCUAGUGUAACAGUUAGAUUUAGUCACGUGAUGCCAAAAUUAUAGUGAGAGUCUUUCUCACGGCUUUACCAAGGCUUAACUGACCUUGUUAAAUAAUAAAAAACUAAAUUGCAUGAAAUGCAAGAAUUGCCCUUGCGAACGAGUUUGAAUGUCACCUUAAUGCAGCCUUUCCCCCGCUUUUCAUCAAAUGACUAUUGAUUCAGUGUUGUUGGCUAGUUAUGUGUUUUUUGAACUGUGUCAUAUCAUAAUGUUUAUUUUCUUCAUCACAGCUAACAACCCAGUGCAGCAAUAAAUGGUGUGGGAAACUAUUUCAAAUAGUUGGACCAAAAAUCAUUGUAGUCCUGUGAACUGCACCCUAAACCUUCAGUAUGAUGACACAUAUUGUACUGACUUUUCAUGUAUACUGUAUGACCUGUUUAAUUCCAUUACUGUAUUAUCUACCAAAACAGAAAGUAAACCACUCCCAGGUUCACUUAAUGUUCAUUCUUUUACAUGCAUCAUACCAGUCACUUGUUAAGCUCAUUUCACUUACACAGGCUUGCUGUGACUUUGAAGAGAAAGUCAAGACUUAGCUUGAAAUGCAAAGAUGUUUUUUUUUUUGUUUUUUUUUGUAGUGGUCCAUGGCAGUUCGUUUCUGUACUGCAGCAAAUAAAUAGAGACGAUCUUCCGUUCUGGCUUCAGAUGCACACCAAGACAGACAGGCUCACCAGUGGUGGUGAUGCUCAGUUUGAAUGUGUUUGAAUGGCUUGGCGUCUGUUCGCACAUUCCUUGGGUUGAAUCAAAUGUGCUCAAUGCCACAGCUAGAUGCUCCAGUUCAAAUGGGAGAGCUUGCAGUCCUGAUGAGAUCAAAAGGAACAAACUGCCUUACUCUGCAAAAAAAAAAAAAAAAAAACACCUUGCAUAAACAUCAGCUAAAUCAGUCUCGAUAUGCUGCCAUUUCUACACAUGUUGCUUAAGUUGUUACAAUGGGUUCUUCUUCACUGAGGUUGACUAUUUGAUUUUUUUUCCUGUCACAUGACCAAUGUUUUUUUUUUUCCCUCAUGUUGUUAUUAUAAUUUUUUUAUUCCUUCUUCAUUGAUGUUUGUUUUUCCAAAAGAGGGCAAUCACUCUGGUGCUGUACUGAGAGUACUGAAAGUAACCUCAAAAAGAAACUCGCUCCCUAAUGCAGGUCUUCUGUGUUCAGUGGAAGCUUUUCGGAGUCAGACAUUUUGAAAAUAAGGUUGUCAUUUGGUUUCUUUUGGAAUGGAUAGAAACAUUGGCCCACAAGAAUGGGAGGCGAUCUUGCACAGUUCUGUGCUGUGUGCUCCCUCAUUCUUGAGAUGAGGUGCUUCUUACGUGUCAAAAGACAUUAUUCCUCGAUGUUGAGAUGGAACUUAAGCAUGUUUACAAGUGAAAUAAAGUCUAGUAAGUACAACUGCAGUUCAUUCUAUGCUGGCAACUGGCCACAAAACAAACUCUUCAUGCCAAUAACUGAUCCUGCCUCUACCCCUCCUAUCUUCAUCAAGCUAGUAAACUCAGAAGUGUACAUUUGUUAUGACAAAAAAUAACCCUUGUAUUCAUUUAUAGUGCAAAUUUUCAAAUUACUGUAUUUACUGUUGGAUUUUGUAUUAGUAUAUUUUCAUUUAUUAAUCAUUUUUGUGAGUAUUGAUAAUUUGUAUUAAUAUCCAUUCUAUUUUCUUUCCUUUUUUCUUACAUUUAAGCCUUAACUGUUAUCAUUGACAAUUUUAUUUCCAUAUUGGUGUUUUCAGUAUUCAGUCUCAGUACAUUUUACUUUUCAUUUUUCGCAUGGAGUACUUUGACAAUAACUUAUGUAUUAAUUAACUGUAGCAUUUGUUCUGUCUGACAUUGUUAUAUAUGUCUAGCAAUUACCACACCAUUUUUCCUUUGUCUUGCAUUGUGGUUUCAUUUUAAGAUUUGGCUUAAUAUGCACAGACAUGCUAGGUGAAUAAAAUAAUAUCAAUGUUAUAAAUACUUUGUAUCUUUAUCUGGUUUUAAUAAAUGCAGACUGUUAAUAA
This is a messenger RNA of Clupea harengus (Atlantic herring), 5466 nucleotides long. RefSeq names its product zinc finger protein 362b (gene znf362b). The record is from RefSeq and is a predicted model, not a curated record. NCBI's taxonomy places the organism in Eukaryota, Metazoa, Chordata, Actinopteri, Clupeiformes, Clupeidae. Gene Ontology annotation, molecular function: RNA polymerase II cis-regulatory region sequence-specific DNA binding; DNA-binding transcription factor activity, RNA polymerase II-specific. Gene Ontology annotation, cellular component: transcription regulator complex; nucleus; chromatin. Gene Ontology annotation, biological process: regulation of transcription by RNA polymerase II; embryo development.